AUGGGUGAUCUCGGAGAAAUCGGCUCUUUUACUCCCUGGGAUUACGUUGUGUUUGCUGCAGUUUUAGCGAUAUCUGCAGCGAUCGGAAUCUACUAUGCCGUAGUUGGGGUCGGAAAAGAGACAUCCCAGGAAUUCCUGACGGGAGGGAGAAGCAUGUCAGCUCUCCCAGUCUCUUUAUCUCUCACAGCAAGUUUCAUGUCGGCAGUAACUAUCCUGGGAACACCGGCAGAUGUCUAUCGCUAUGGGGCAAUGUAUAGCAUAUUUGCUAUAUCAUACGCUUUCGUGGUUAUUAUCUGCGCAGAAAUAUUUCUUCCUCUCUUUUACAGACUUAAUAUAACCAGCACAUACGAGGUAUGUAUUUUUAUUUUUUUUCUAAAUAUCCCCAGGCCAAAAGAGCUAGACUUUUACAACAUACACACCUGGGAACACACUAAAUACAUUGAGAAGAUGCUAUUCGUAAUAUUAACCCUUCGCUAAUCCAGUUCUGUGAUAUUAUAUAUUAUCCUAUGUUCAUCAUGUGUUUAUAAAUUAAUUAUAAUAUUAUUUUCUAGUUAAAUACUAAAAUUUAGAUAUAGUCCCAGGAUAUAUUUCACUAGUAAAAUAGUAACUUUUUAUAUAGAACUAAUGUCUUCUGGAGUCCUGUACAAACGAAAAUAUAAAGUACAACUGACUAAUUUUAUAUUAUACAAAAAAGUCAAGUCAGUAAUUAAAUGAUCAUUAUGUCAUGCAACAGGCCCCAAAAAAUAUAAAUAUGGAUUAUAGAUCUGUCUAUUUCUGACUAUAAUUUAAAUAGUGUUCAUAGACCUGGAGACCUUGCAAGGGGCAUAACGAGGAACUGAUAGGCAAAUACACAGGCUAGCACAUACAGGCACACAGACACAGGAACAUACAGGCACAGGUAAACAUGGGCACACAGAAAGGCACUCACAGGUAUACACAGACACACAUAUAUACAGACAGGUGCACACAGACAGGGUACACAGACACGGGCAAACACAAAUGGGCAUACUCAGUCACAGGCAUACACAAACAGGCACAUACAAGCCUACACAGACACAUGCACACACAGAAACAGGUUACAUUGAUUCUGGCACAGGCUUAUAAACAGAAAGAAGCAUAAACAUACACAUACAGGUACAUAAUGUUAUACACAGAUAUGCAUCCACAUGUUUCAUUAAUUUAAAAAAAAUAACUUUAUUUAAAGUUUAUUUCCUCCCUUUUCUUUUUUUUAAAUUCUUUAUUUUUUACUCAAAUGACAUAGCAAGUGUACAUCAACAUUUGGGCUUAGGCAGAAGCCAAUUUGAAUAUAAGUUUUGGAAACAAAAUGCAGUUCAACAAAUACAAUACAUGCCCAUUCCUUAAAAGACCAUUGGCACCUUCCGUCUACUGAGGGUUUUUAUAUUUUUUAUAUAAUUCCCUAUUUUCCUACUCGACAGGAGUAAACAAAUAUACAGUAAUAAUUUUGCUUGCACAGGAGCCAACAUUGGUAAUACAUUAGAAUGUAGAAUAUGCUCCAGUUGAUCCUUAUGAUACUUUUUCCUUUACAUCGUUAACGUUAGUCUCCCAUCGAGGGUUGUAUAUUUUUUGGCUUUCAGGCAUAACUAUAGGAGUCCUAAUUUAAAAUCUGUGCUAUAGCUCUAGGUCUCCCAGUUCCUUCAUUAUUUUAAAAUUCUUUAUAUUUCAAUAAACAUAACAGGUAUACAUUCACUUUUGGGCUUAUAAAGAAGCCAAUUGAAUUACAUAUCAUUGCAAAGGAAUACAAGUCAACUUUAUCAUUGCAAGCCCGUUUCUUACUGUAUCUUUGGCACCUGCUGUCUAUUGAGGUAUUUUAUGUUUAACAUAAGAGCAGGCAGUUAAGCAAUACAAGUAGCCAGUAGAUAUGCUAAUCAAUCUCGUACCUUUGCAACAUUAUUCCUCCGACCGUGUGAUCUAGACUGAAAAAAUAAAAACAAGAACAAAGAGAGAAGAAAAGAAAGAGAAGAUGGAAAAAGAGUAUUUCCUCCUUUUUCGUUCUUAUCUUGGGCCAAGAUGGGAAGAAUAUUGCACCCUUGCGAGCCAGUGGAUGACUGCUUGUCUGCUCCUCUGAAGGGUGCAGACUACUACUUCCGUGCAGCUGUAGGGACGUAUCAGAGCAUUGCCCUGGUAACCUGCAGAUCACAUGCACACACUGGGCUCAAUCCUACCCCUGGCACAAUACAGGUCUGACCAGUGAGGGAGACCUGGACCGUGCUCAAGUAGUGUCUGCCUGCCAGUAAUUUAAUAGCUAUUUAGUAUAUUACUAAUUUGGCAAUAUACUAAAUAACAGUUUUGCAGGCAGAACUGCAGGUCCAGUCGCUGUAGCAACAGAUUUAAACCUGGAAAUUCUAUCACUGGUUAUAGGUAUCAUAAACUUGGGUGCAUCUUUAGUAUCCCUAAGAUAGACUCUCGUACUUGCACCAAACUGCUUCCAUUCUCUACAUGGCGUCAACAUGUGGAAAAUCUGCUACACCAAUGUUUAUGAAUGCAUGCUAUUCAGCUCCAUAACUUUGGAGAGAUACCAGAAUAUAUUGCGAUGCUAGUGAAAGACUUCAAAAAUAUUUGGUGAGUUUAAAUCCCAUCAAGUGAUUUUCAACAAAUACCUUAAGAUGUAGUAUGAAGCUCCAUCUCAUUUGCUCAGCCAAACUAUUAUAGUCAUGGUAUCUUCACUGAUAUCCUUUAUUAUGUCUGUUUAUCAUAUUGCAAACUGUAUGGCAUAAUGGAUAGCUGAUAAGAUUAAACCAAAGAUUUUUUUUGCAGAAAAAAAAUCUUUGGUUUAAUCUUAUCUACUUUAUGGAACGGACCUUUUUAUCUACUUUAUGGAACGGACCUUGCUGCAUCUCUAUAUACAUUUUUGUUUUAUAUAUAGGAUGUUAUGCUUGUUUUAAUUUGGAUGCAGUUUACCGAUGUUUACCCAUACUCUAUCACAUAUAUUAACCCCUUAAGGACACAUGACGGAAAUAUUCCGUAAUGUUUCCAUUUUAUUCCAGAAAUUGUGUCCUUUAGGGGUUAAACUCACAUUAAACUCACAUUAUUACUAUUCUGACAGCUCCCACUAUAGCUUAAGUGGGGGUUAUUGCCUGAAAUCUUCUUCCUUCCCUACUCUACAUUUUCUCGGUCCUCUCCUUUUAAUUAGAUCUCUUGCAUUUCUUUCCUCGUCUUUAUUUUGCAAUCUAUACAAACUGCAUACAUUGUUACUCUGUUAUCUUCUUUCUUUCGUCUUUAACAUUUGUGUACCUUUCAGUUUACCACCUACGUCGAAUGAUCACUUUAGUUUGUUCAUUGUUACUUAAUGACUUAAUUCCCAUGAUCUCAUCUAUGUACUCCUGAUUUUACUGACCCAUGUGGCUCUUGCUGAUUUGUCUGAGUCUUCUUUAGCUGAUAUUCAGCUGCAUUUUUAUUUUCAAUUUCUAUAAAAGAUUUAACUAUUGACAUCAUACUGCAGUUCAGACAAGGCAAAGCCAGGACAAAUAUGUAUAAUCAAAAUGUUACAGGAUAAAGUGUUGGGGAUUUCUACAUUUAAAUGUAUUUAUUGCACCAGACAAAUAAAUAUAAAGAAAGGUACAUAUAAUAUUAAAAUUCCUGGGAAGUGACAGUUCCCCUUCAAGGACAAGGUAUUGAAUCAAUUGGUUUUGCAGUUGCGCGAGUCAAUUAAAAAGAAUCUAUGCGAUGGGGUGUUAGUUAAAUGAAAAGACUCUGAUCCUGGGAAUCAUUGUCCAUAGGAGCACUUGGAGCAACGGCUCAGCAGUUUUUAUAUGGGGGAAAAACGUAUUUGCAGUAGUUUAGAAACUCUAAGAUUCUUUUUUCUGAAAGGAAAGAGUAGUAAGCCAGAAAAAAUAAGGAAUAACUUAGUGUCUCUUUCAGUUCUGCAGGGCUCUUCGCUCUCAUUGAUUAGCUGUUUGGAGGAGCUUACUUGAGAACUUCUAGGCAUGUAAAAUAAAAAUGGGUCUGGUUUGAAAUCUGCCCUGUAUCAGCAAGUUUUGCACAUGCCUAGUGUCCUUUUAGGAAAGAAUUUCAAGAAUUUUCAUUGAGUUGCCAUUAGGGCAGCAGAGCCAACUGCCCAUGAGGGUAGGAAUGCAAUUGAACUCUUUAUUAAAGGGCCAUCCUUGGCUGAUAGCACCAGGGGGUGGGUUUAUAGUACACAAGAAGCCAUCUUGGAAGUAACGCAGAGGGACAACAGCAGCAGCUCCUGCCCCCUGCCAAAUGUAAGUAUAUAAUAUCACAGUUUUCUCUCCCCCCAAUAGCCCUAGUAACUUGAGGGCUGAUUAAGCAGGAUCAUUUACUCAAAUAUCUAAUAUAUAUAUAUAUAUGUCAGUAAAGCCCAGGGGUGACCAGGAAAGGAGGACAUUUCUGACACAGAACACUUUGCUACCUGUUACUAAUAGCUUUACUGCACACACCCCUUCAUCUUCUUUAAAGUGUGCCGUCACUCUACAGCUGAGACCUGAGAUACUCAUGCUGUGGCUAAUUGAAAAGUUGUGAAGCUUUAAAUUGCAAGACUGGGGCUGUGACUCUGAGGACUGAACUGAUUCCAAUUUCAAUCUGUUUUAAUCUGUAAUGAUUGUUGCCUCUGUUAACCAUGUCAGCUACUUCUUGGCAUAUUACUUCUGCAGAUGAAUUGUAUUGCCAGCUGCAAAGGUAAUAAGGAGUCUAUCAUUAUCCUGCUGCUUUAACUCUGUUUACACUCUGCUCUGAGAGUUAAUAGCAGAGCUGUCUUAACAGCAUUAUAGGUUCCUGGGCAAAUCAGUGCACUUGGACCCUACGUAUACAACCACUCAAAGGAGUAACAAAUUUAAAUUAUUGAUAUAAUUUAAGCUAAUAUUUAUUGGUACCUCCAACAAAACCAAUGUUCAAGCAUUAAAAAACAGCAGAGAUUAAUCCACACAAACUUUUGGACAAUAUAAAAUGAGUCUUGAAUUUGAAAACCAAGAAUUCAACCUAAAACUGGUACUCAGUUGGUAUAUCAUACAGACGGGUAUGGCACAGCAUGAAAUUACUGUGAAUUAUUUAUUAUUAAUCAAAUGUUCAACACAUAGCUUUAUGGCUUCAAAAAAUGAUGUGUGUUGAUUCUGUCUUGCUUAUGUACAAUUAGUACGUGUACAUUGUUUUUGUCAAGAUAUGUUUUCACAACAGCAAGAUCGCAUGUACAGAUAACAUGUGAUUUGCCCACCUAAAUCCACCUAAACGUUUAAUAUAGAGGAUUUGAAGUUUCUGAAUAAAUCUCUAAGAAUAAUAUACUGCAGAGUUGGCAAGCCAAUGGGGCCUCUAUGCUCAUGGGGCCCCCGGGCAACUGCCCAGCGUGCACAUGCGUUAAGAUAGCCCUGGCUAAUAGUGAGUCAGGAGUAACUGAUAUGGUUGGAGUCUAUUAGUAUCUUGAUGUUUUACUCAUGUGCACACUGUGCUGAAAGCUAAUGCAGUAGCUGACAUGCUUCACAACAGCAGUAAUAUUUAAUAGAAAGGUAAAUAUCAUAGCAGGAGCACUACUGAAAAUGAGAUCAUGAGAGGGAGAGAGCUAAGAGAGGUCUACGAUGAUACAGAGACAUGUACUGUGUGGGUAUCGCUGAAUUGCAGCUCUGUGUAAUCCAUCACAGUGAUCCUGGCUGUGGGGUAGUUAUGAAUAUCUUAUUAUUAUGCCCAACGCUGUGUCAUAUUUCUUUGUAUUUUACUCAUCUCCAACUGUAGUAUGGGUAUCUCUAUAGUCUACUCAGCUCUGUAUGUUGUAUAGGUAUAUUUGUAUUGUGCCCAGAUCUGUGUAUUAUAUCUCUAUUUUCAGCUCUGUUUAUGAUAUUAUUAUCUCUGUAUUGUACUCAGCUCUAUGUAUUUUAUAGUUAUCUUUAUCUUGUGCCCAGCUGUUUUAUUGUAUGAGCCUCUCUGUAUAAUGCUCAGCUCUCUAUUGUAUGAGGAUAUCUAUACUGUAUAGGGUCAAGUAAAACACCCCACUAUUAUAAAACCCCACCAGCCACUACUGCCCUGAUCUUGUACUAGUGACAUCCACUGAAACUAGAAAUGUCACGAUGUCUCUUUUAGACAAUGGCAGGUCUCCUAUUAAAACAUAUGAGGGAGUUAACAUUUUUUUUUACACUCCUAUUGUUUUUAUGAAGGGAUUUUGUAAAUGGUACUAUUGUGGGAGAGAUUAAUACCACUCUAUAGAGAAGGUAAAUAACUGCACACAAAUAAUGAAUUGUGGCUUUGAUGUCUGGAGUGUCCCAUUAACAAAGUAUCCAUUGUGUAAAAGAUGUGUAUUAAUAAGUGUCUGUUGUCUCCGAAUAAAAGUCACAAAUACUCUGGCCUUCAUUGUGAUAUUUGUACCCAUUUAUACAUCUUUAGUAAAUAUGAUCUAUUUAGUAAAUGUGAUCUAUAUACAUAUGUAUUUUAUUGUAUUUUGUAUUUCACAGUAUCUUGAAAUUCGCUUUAACAAAUUUGUGCGCAUCCUUGGGACAGUCAUUUUUAUUAUUGAAAUGGUAAGUACCAAAUACAACGUGCAAAUGUGCAAUAUUUUUUAUUGUGUUUAAUUCAACGUGAUUAAAUUGUAGUUACAUGAAAACAAUGAAACACCAUUUCUUAAUGUGGGAAAAACAAAUUUUGGUUUGUUUUUUUCCCCCACUAUUUCUUAAUGUGUUAAAUAAAACAAGUGAAUUGAAAAUUGAAUAAAAUUUUUUCAAAAAAGGCAUGUUAUAAUAAAUUGCAAAAGUAUAAACACAGGCAAAUAAUUACAACUGUUUUGCAUUUGACUCUCUGGUCUGAUGAGGAUUAUUAGCACAACCUAAUUAUUAAUCAAUAAAACAACUAUACCAAGUGUCCUGGAUCCAAAGGGACUUUCUUGAUUUUCCCUGCCAACCUGGACAGGACUAUUACUAUUAGAGGUAUACCUCUUAUCAUGAGCAUCGGAUAAAAUCCCGUACUUCCCAAUUCCAACCUCUGUCCCAUUAAGUCAGGAUGAAAAGGAAUGUGGUUCGUAGUUAACAAUAGCAGCAUUAAAAAAUGGCACUUUGUAGUAGAGCGAUCGAGUAAAUUGGCUACAAUUGGAGUGUCUGAGAUGAUCUCAAAUUAGGUGGUAACCAUAAUAAAGUAUUUUUUGGUAUAUACAGUUGUUCAGUUAAUACCCAGAUAGAACCAUGGAGGGAGUUGUCUAUGCCCAGUGAAUCAGAGAGACCCUUUUAUGGGAAAUGUUGUUUCCGUCUGUGUUGGCCCAACAAACUUGGAGUUUUGACACCUUUAUGAGAUAAUUGUUAGACCCUUUUGUAUUCACUUUGAACAGAUCUGUCCAUUCUCUACCAUACUAAUACUUUAAUUCAGCCUCACACAUCCCAUAUGAUGUAAAUUAAAUAACCAAACUGCCUACAACCUUCCCAUAUUAAUGAUUAGACAUCAGCAGCUCUCUCUCUUUUAUUCAUUUCCAUGCCCACUUUCUCUUCGAUAUUGUCUUCUAGUCUCAGCUCCGUUCACUCCAGCUUACUGUCAGUCCAUGUCACUCUAUGUUCCUCCAAAUCUGUUUUACUUUGUCAUUUAAUUUUCUACCACUGUACCAAGUUUCAAAUCUUCUCUAUGCUCCCUCAAUUUCUUCUCGUCUUUCUAUUUAGUAUAAUUGGAUUUAUUUAUGUGUGAAAUGGUUAAUUUGUUAAAUUUUUCCAGGUUUUGUAUACUGGAAUUGUCAUAUAUGCUCCUGCACUUGCACUCAACCAAGGUUAGUAAAACUUUUAAAUUCAUAUUUGGCUAUUUUUACUAAACAGUAACUUGAGUUGAAAAUACUAAUAGCGUAUUAUCUUUUGGUAAUUUUCUUUUCUUGUUUUUCAUUAUAGUUUCAGGAUUUAACCUUUGGGGUGCAAUGGUGGCAACUGGAUUAGUCUGUACUUUCUACUGUGCCCUGGUAUAUUACACAGCUUUAUAUCAUGUGAUCUUCUUAAUUUUGCUUACUUUUAUAGACCAAAAUAUAAGAUAAUGUUCUUAAAGAAUCAGUAAUAUCUUGCAAUACAUUGCUUUCAUUUCAUAUGGAAUCUUAAACUGAGAUGAAUGCAAUAUAUAUGUAAAGAAUAUACAGCAUUCUAUGCAAUAGAACAAUUGACUUGAAGUGAUUGACUUGAAAUCAAAAUUACAUUCUGAUUGCAUGCUAGAUGUUUUAGCCAAUCCGGACUUACUGGAGCAAUAAAAGUGAGCAAUGUCAAAAUAUUUUAUAACUAUGUAAAAAAAAUCAUUAGCGAUAUUAUUUUAUAUACAUUUCACUGUCUCAUUAAUCAUCGGUAUACAAAGAACAAUACAUGUAUACAAUGUCAUGUAUAUAUAAAAAAUAACGGAAAUGUGAAUUAUUAUGAGAAAUCUUGUAGGUUGCAAAAAUAGGAAUUUUAGAAAAUUGAAAAGAAAUCUCUAAUUUUAGACCAAAAUAGGCAAACAGUAAAACCAGCUCAGAUGAUCUACUUAAAAUUUGCACUUUUUUUAAAAUCAAUUUUCAACAGUUCCUGGUUAGUUAAACAAACUCUUAAUCUCAAUACUUAAACUGGAGCAGUUGAGAACAAAAAAAAAAAAUAAUAAUAAUUCAGCCAGAUAUAAUAUUAUCAAUUAGGGCUAGCACAUACUUACACACAUACAACGAAUCUAUAAUGUUAUGUUAUGCAGGGGUACAUUGUAGUAAUUAAUUUUCUUUCAACUUUAUGGUAGACACUGCUCAUUUAAAGGGUGAAAAAGAUAUGACUAUGACCGAUUUGUUUGUUUAGGGUGGGAUAAAAGCAGUGAUCUGGACAGAUGCAUUCCAGAUUUUUAUUAUGCUGGCAGGUUUCAUAUCUGUCAUAAUCCGAGGUGUGGUGGUACAGGGCGGAAUUCAGAAGAUCAUUGAGGAUUCCUACAAUGGAGGGAGACUAAACUUCUGGGAGUAAGUAUCUUAACCUACAAGGAAUUUUAGAUGGCUUUAGCAAAUGUGUCAAGUGAUUUCAUUAAUUAAAGGGACACUAUAGUCACCUGAACAACUUUAGCUUAAUGAAGCAGUUUUGGUGUAUAGAACAUGCCCCUGCAGCCUCACUGCUCAAUCCUCUGCCAUUUAGGAGUUAAAUCCCUUUGUUUAUGAACCCUAGUCACACCUCCCUGCAUGUGACUUGCACAGCCUUCCAUAAACACUUCCUGUAAAGAGAGCCCUAUUUAGGCUUUCUUUAUUGCAAGUUCUGUUUAAUUAAGAUUUUCUUAUCCCCUGCUAUGUUAAUAGCUUGCUAGACCCUGCAAGAGCCUCCUGUAUGUGAUUCAAUUUAGAGAUUGAGAUACAAUUAUUUAAGGUAAAUUACAUCUGUUUGAAAGUGAAACCAGUUUUUUUUUUCAUGCAGGCUCUGUCAAUCAUAGGCAGGGGAGGUGUGGCUAGGGCUGCAUAAACAGAAACAAAGUGAUUUAACUCCUAAAUGACAGUGAAUAGAGCAGUGAAAUUGCAGGGUAAUGAUCUAUACACUAAAACUGCUUUAUUUAUCUAAAGUAAUUUAGGUGACUAUAGUGUUCCUUUAAGAAUAAAAAAUACGCCAUUGCCUGGUAUGUCUGAUGGAGUAUUGGCAGUGUUUUUUGUUUCUUAUUAACCCAGUACAGAUUUACACAAAAUGUAUUGUCUUUAAACCCGUUACAUCUAAUUUCCUUAUUUAUAUUGGGCUCACACUCAAUGUCUAAUGUUGAAUUUAUGCCAGAUAGCAAUGUAGUAAUACAGAUACAAAAUGAAAAUGUGAAUUCAGGGAAAAUAAUGCCAUCUUGGCGAUCUUUUUUUUUAUUCUUGUGUCUCCAUUACCAAUCAAUGGUGUUAUUCUUCCAUAAUACACAUUUUACUGUUAUGUUUUUUAGUGCAUUUAUACAUGUAUGAUAUACAUGUAUGAUAUUUCGUGCUGGAAAUAUAAUGUCCCGCAGUAAAAAAUAAUUCACAUUUUAUGAUUUUAUUGAGCUUGAGUGAGUGUGACAUAUUGUCAUUAUCUCAACUAGCUUUGAUCCUGACCCCUUGAGAAGACACACAUUUUGGACAAUUGUGGUUGGAGGAACAUUUCUAUGGACCGGUAUCUAUGGUAUUAACCAGUCUCAAGUGCAACGAUACAUUGCCUGUAAAUCUAGAUUUCAAGCCAAAUUGUAAGUAAUACUCUGAAAAUAUGUUUUGGGAAUCACUUAUAAAAAAAAAAAAAAUUUUAAAUUGUGCAUAUGUCUUUUGUGUUAAACAAGCUAAUAAUUUUAGGACUCUCCAUAAAAACCAACUGAUUUAAGAUUUAGAAAAUGGAGAUCUUAUCACAAAAUGUUCUAUGCUCCACUGCGUCAGAGUACGCCUGCUUAAGUAUAUCAAAAUCAAAUAUGAGUUUGACCAUAACCUGUGGGAUUUAUUAUACAAUCUAUAUAUUUUCGAAAAUUUCUAAAAUUCAAGAAAUCUGUAACUUAGCUUCAGUCAAAGCUAUUUUAGCCUGAAAUAGUACAUUCACAUUUUUAAAUGUAUUCCAGUUCAUAGUUUAACCCCUUAAGGACACAUGAUGUGUGACGUCAUGAUUCCCUUUAGUUCCAGAAGUUUGGUCCUUAAGGGGUUAAAGAAUAAACUGUAUUUCAUGCAGCUAAUUUUUGCAGUUGUUUACAUUAUGUAUAUUCUAGAUGUGUGCCUGAAUGUUGAUUGAUUUUAUUAUUAUAGCUCUACAGGGCUCUCAAUUGGGAAGCAUUUUAAUGACAUUAUGUAAUUUCAUAAUGGGUAUCUUUGGGGUGUAUAUAUAUAUAUGGAAUUUUAAUGCAGGUUUUAUUUGUUUUAUAAUAAAUUCAUUUGUUUGUAAAUUGUUUUCUGUUCUAGAGUAUGUUCCUGUUUAUUAGUUAAUGUACUGUAACCACGAGAAACAUCAUUUUAAGCCGAGCAAUGGCCAAGUCAAACUUUUAGUGAGUUUUGUGUUCAUUAGCCUUUCCCUUUUUACUCACAAUUUAACUUAUUCAGGCUGAAUGGCCUCCGGUUUAAUACAGCAGUGAUAGAUAAUAUAACAUUCUGAUAGCACAAUUUGGGAUUCAAUCUCGUGAUUUUAAAUUAUGCUUACAGGUGUAGAACAAUAAUAAAAUAAUGGAAGAUGUUGAUACAAUAUAUAUUAUUUAUACAAGCAUCACAUGUAAAAAAAAUGAAUAUUAACUGCAAAGCAUUAUUGGCAAAACUACCCUUCUAAUUUGUCAUGCCCUGACCGAGAACAUUUUCUCAGCCUUCCCAUCCCAAAUUAUAUAAAGAAUUAGUUUUACAUAUACAUAUCUUAGCUAUACAUAGGUAGCCACUUGUGCAUACAUAACUUGCCACUCAUGGCAACCUAUUUAUAAACAUAUAUAGACACACACUAGCUAGAACACAAUAGCAAAGUAGCACCUAUAGAUAGGUGCACAGCACACAUACAUAGAAGACACAGACAAACAUAGACCCGUGCUAGCAGACAUUUGUAGACACAUACUCUUACAUAUCUACAGGACAAAUUCAUCGUCACACAUUAGUAUUAGCACACAUCUUUAGAAACACACUAGCAGAUGUCCAUUGACACACACAUUUUACAAUUGUAUUUUGCCUUCCUCAUUCCACACCAACUACUUCCUAAAGAAUGGAGGAGGGCAUAUUAAGGAGGUUAAAGGGGUAUGGGUGUAGUGCAAAAGCUUUGGCUUAUAAAUGUGCUUUUAGUUUAGUGCUAAUAGUUGUUUAUUCAUCAAAUACAGAGAUGUUAGUAAAUGUCAUUUUCAAAUAUAUUUUAGCACAUUAGUUGAUCUCACAUUAAGAACAACAGGUAAUGUGCUCUUUUAACAUGUUGUUUCUUGCACGUACCACUUCCCAUACUCAUUUUUCACGGUUUAUCACAAUAGUGUAGUUAUAUUUUUCACCUGACCGAGUUUUGAUAGUUAAAAUGCAAAUUAAAAAAAAUUAGACGGUUUUUUUUUCAAUUUGUGGUGAUUCAUACCUCCCUGUAAUCUUAAGUGACACAAAGAUAUAUCAUAAAUUGCAUGCAGUGUUUUGCUCACAUCACUGAAAUGGGAGAUUAUAAUUAGUUUAACAGGUAACUGCAGAAAUCUGAUGAGUUUGUUUUAUUAAGGGAUAACCUGCUUAAUAAGGUUGAGUAGAUAAAUAAACACCAGGCUACAGGUAUUACUAGUGUAAAAAAGAAAGAAACAUUGAUUUGGCAGAUCUGUUUUCGUCACCUGUAUACUGACAGUAUUACUUCAAAUAGCUGUUUUUGAGAACAAUUGUCCAUAGAUAUCAUUUAGCAUUUAUAAAACAUGUUCAACAUGAAGCUAGUGUCACCAUAUAUAUGUUUUCAAACAAUUACCAGUGAUAUUGAAUUCUCAAUAGAACACACCCAGAAUGUCCCCAGUUUGCACUAAGUCUAGGUACUUGCAAUUGAAAGUGUAAUUUGCACUUGUUAAAACAUGUUUGUUGUAUAAAGCUGUAUAUAAGUAAAAAAAAAAAAGCAAGUAAAGCAACGUGGCACAAUUUAUUUUGGUCAAAGAAGAUUUGACUUGCCUAACCAGCAUCAUUAUAUAUAAUAACCUAAUCUACUGGAUUGCAUAACAGAAAAUACAUACGACACCACAAAACACAAGCAGUUUUCAAUCCUUUAAACUCCUUAGAAUAUAUUGUGUCUCAGCUGAAGAAUUAGCUGGUUUCAAAUCCUCGGAAUAUAUCAUGUAUCAGCUGAAGAAUUCGCAUGUUCCUCUUUGUUUCUCUUCCUAGGUCACUUUACUUAAAUCUUAUAGGUCUGUGGGCCAUCUUAGCCUGUGCAGUUCUAUCCGGCCUCAUCCUCUAUUCAGUAUUUAAAGAUUGUGACCCAUGGACAUCGAAAAAAAUAUCUGCUCCAGAUCAGGUUUGUAAUCUAAAUAAAUGGAAAUAAGUGGAAAAAGUAUCUUGAUGUCAUAGUAGAGAAUAGUCAAUAGCUAAAAGUUUCACAUAAAAAAAAAAUCAUAAUGUAAAAUAAAAUGUUACCUCCAGUAUUAUCAGGGUUAUUCACAAAAGCGAGAAUUUUAAGGGACACUAUAAUCACCAGAACAACUACAGCUUAUAGUAUUUGUUCUGGUAAGUAGAAUUAUUCCAUUCAGGCUUUUUGAAGUAAACACUGUCUUUUCAGAGAAAAUGCAGUGUUUACAUUACAGCCUACAUUACAAAGAUGAUUGUAGGAACCACACUCAAUCCCAGCAGCCACCAGUGCUCCGGAACGGGACCAGCAAUCCCAACACGUCAAGGCAAAAAAAUAAAUUUCCAGGCACUCUAGCGUUACAGCCGCAGGCAGAUUUUAAUGGAACAGAAAGAGCAGGAACGUUUCGACUUUCAUAGAGGUCUAUUUCAAGCUAACUAACCUCUGUGAAGGUCGAAACGUUGCUGCUCUUUCUGUUCCAUUAAAAACUGCCUGCAGCUUUAACAUUAGAGUGCCUGGAAAUUUUCUUUUUUUACAUUACAACCGAUUGGCCAGGGCUGUGUUUGAUUUGUGCUGACUCUACCACUGAUCUGCCUCCUUAACAGUCUCAGCCAAUCCUAUCAGAAAGCAUAGUGAUUGGCUCACAUAAUCACUUCUGAUGAUGUCAGCAGACAGCAGGCAGUUGAAGGGCAGAGGCAGCAGCUGCUGAUUUGAAUACAAGUAAGAUUUUACUAUAUUUAGGUAAGCAAUGGGAAACCAGGGGAAGCUAGAUGGUGGUUUUAACACUAUAGGGUCAGGAAUACAUGUUUGUGUUUCUGACUCUAUAGUGUUCCUUUAAGGUGAAUUUCAAAUUUAAGGCCCAAGUAGCCAAACUGAAAGCAUAGCGGACUUGGAAUUUUUUUUCCAGUUUGGCUAUUUUGACCUUAUAUUUGAAAUUCACCUUAAAUUCUCACUUUAGUGAAUAACCCUGUAUAUGUUUUAUAAGUUAUCAUUUAGUAUAAAAUAACUGCAAUGUAAUUUUUUGCAGCUCAUGCCCUUUUUGGUAUUGCUGAUUCUCAAGGACUACCCAGGAAUACCAGGGCUCUUUGUAGCUUGUGCUUACAGUGGAACGCUAAGGUAAAUCAAUCAAAACUAUUUUUUUUCCUCUGACCAGCUGUAAAAUGAUGUGGGCGACAUAGUUAUGGUGGUUCCAUCAUCUUACAAAGAAAUUCUGUAAUUUGCAUGCACUUCAGUGUCUAGAGCUUAUGUACAUACGGUAACUCGAAAGUUCUUAGGCCCCUAUCAUCCACAAGCCCAAAGAACACUGAGAUAUCUGCAAAAAUAUCUUUUAUAUUACUUUUUUUAUAUUACUUAUAUUAUAUAUUUUUUGUAAGGGGUUUGGUGUAGUGCAAGGAUUAGAGAUAGAGUUUAGGAUCCAAAAAUACUUGGGCAGCCUGAAGACAUACAUGUCCCAGGACUCCCAGACUGUCUGGGAUUGCUAGGAGUACGAGGCCACAGCUUUUUUUAUUUAACUUUUGCCUCUGUGAAGGCUAACUCAGCUCCUCUUCUAUUACUGAUAUACAAAUAGAAAGGAUGGUGAAAAAGGUAAUGUCUCUCUCUCCCAUCGCUCAUACUAAGCAAUACCUUUUUUAUUGUGACCCAAUUUGUGAUCUGAACUUAUUAUUUAAUCUGCUCUUUGACAUCUUGUUAUUUUUUUUUAAUGUUUUUGUUUUUUUGCAUGCAACAAUACAAGGUCUUUAUUAACUUAGAAACUUAUUUUUUUACUAGCACUGUGUCAUCUAGUAUUAAUGCGUUAGCUGCUGUAACCGUGGAAGACCUUAUAAAGCCUUAUACAAAUCUCUCUGAGAAGAAGUUGUCAUGGAUUUCCAAAGGAUUGAGUAAGUUGCAAAUUUUACCUUGGAUUUAAGAUUCAUGUUGAAUUGUCACUUCAGUGAAUAACACAGCUUGCAUUCUACCACAUUAGAGGGACACUCUACUGCCCCGAAUAAUAAAACACUGUUUGGUAGAUAUGUCCUAAAUGAAAAUAUGCAUGUAUUUAAAUAUGCAUUAUACUUAAUUGGGGAUAUAUAUAUAUAUAUAAAAAAAAAAAGAAAUCUCGCAAACGCUGCAGGUCUCUUGUGCAUUUAUUCUCGGACGAAAUACGGACAUUAUUUUAAUUUCAAAUUUCAUUCAGAUUAAUUAAAUUAUGAUCUGGGCUGUGGGCUGCAACUACAUCUUGGAGACGUUUAGUAGAUAACUCACUAAAUUGGUACCCUUGUGAGAUGCCAUAUUUAAGGGUGACAGAUUAUGGAGUUGUUUAGUAGAUAGCUCCUUUUUGGCAUUAUUAUGGCAAUCCCAUCUACUAAACUAAAAAAACAAACUUACGAAAAGCCCUUCCUCUUUGUAAUUUUGGUCUUUCAGACACCCUUACUAAAACUCCAUAAAAAUACUUAGUAUUAGUAAAUAAUGGAGGUUAAAUUCUCCCUCCUGCCCCUGAAUUAAUAUGGGGGGGGGAGGGGUGCAUAGUGUAUCCACGUGCCCUGCAAGUAGGGGGCUAUAAAAAUAAACAGAAGGUUAGUGUCCUCCUCCAUCCCCCAACCAUGGCCAGCGGGUGAGGGCUAUUAAAUAAAAUGAGCAGUGUCUCUGCAUGCUCUGCUAGUGGGGCUAUUAAAAUAAAUGGAGAGGGACCUAGCCGAACAAUCAGAGUGCUCUGACUCAAAUUGCAUAGCAUGGGAAAGGCUCGCUUCACUGCGAGUUUGGUCUGCACAGAGACCGCAUGGGGUGAAGAUGGAUUAAUUAUUUUUUUUCUAAAGUGUUCUGUUUUUGCAAUCAGGUCCUUUUCAUAUUUUAAUAGUUGCUAUACAAUGUUAUGUAUUUUUACUUGGCCUUUUUUGUGGCUGAAGAAAAGAAGAUGGAAAAAAUAGAAGACCAUCUAAUGGUAAGUAUGAUUUUUUUUAUUUUCCCUGUCACUAUUAUUAGGGUAGGGCGUUAUUUUUUUAUGGGGGGGUAUUUUUUAUUUUCAGCCACCACAGUCAAUGGCAAUAGAUCCACCCCUCCUUUUUUUAUUUAGGGCCACCAAUCUGCCGUCAAUCAGUGGUGGCUGGGGGUACACAAUUUCCCCCUGUUCAUUUUAUAUAAUAGCCCUCACCUGUGGCAAUUAGGUCCCUCACCAUUUAUUUCAAUAGCUCCAAAAUAGUGUCCCCCAUUUGUUAAUUAAUUAGGUGCCCCAACAUGGUGGCAUGAGGAACCAGUGUUAGGUCCCCUGUUAUUGGUAGACAUGCCCCCUACUUGUGGCACAGUGGAGCUGGAAGGAGGAUUUAAACUUUCUUAUACUAAUAUAGGGGUUGACUCCCAUUGGGCUAAGGAUGAGUAGGGGCAUGGGGUGAUUUAGAAAGCUCUCCGCCACUACUAUGUUUAAAUAUUACAAGGAGGGAGUUGCUAGCCAGUAGCUCACUAAUUUUAAUAAAAAUGAACAAAGAAUGAAUUACAUGGAAGAAAUUUCAUCCAACAAGAAAUUAGUUCUUCAUUUCAUUUGUUUUCAUUUGUAUAUGUACAUUUGUCUUUUGGACAAAUGGAUGAAUUUGCGAAAUUCUGACAAAAACGAAUGCCAAAGCCCAGUAGAACAAAAUUAUUUUCAAUGACGAUGAAUUUGUCAAUUGCUAAAGUAGAUAUAAUUGUACAGUUCAAGUGGAAAUAAACGUGUUACAUGCAAACAGUGAUGAUCGUAAUAGUUCUAGUAAACAGUGAUUAUUUAUGAUACGAAUAAUACAUCAAAGAGUCUGUCCACAGGCAUUUACUACUCAAACCUUUAACACUGGUUUCAAUGUAGGCAAUUAUUUUUCUUACUUAAACAAUUAAGAUAAAUGAAUACAUAAAAUGUACCUAAUUAUUUAUAGAUUAUUUCCUUAACCUUCUGUAAUAUCAAUGAUUUCCAUUGGUGAUUUAAGUGUUUUAACCAAGUUGGCAAAGUAAUUUGUCAAGUUUUAAAAAUCACAUCACAGCAAUUCUGAUUAAUAAGAAACUGAUUUUAAGAGGGUUACACACUAAUGUGAGAAUUCUAAGUAAAUUUCAAAUGUAAGGUCAAAAUAGCUGAAUUGUAACAAAUUAUCUAAGCCAGCCAACUACGUUUCCAGUUCGGCUACUUUGGGCUGAAAUCUGAAAACCUCUUUGACUUCCUGAGAGUGUAGCAGCUCUGUAACUGAAUAUAACAUUAUAGACUAUAAUAUUAUAUAGUAACCAGUAUGUUCUGUUUUAUGAACAAGGUGCUGGUUACGGUAUACUUUGCAUUGCUAUGGCAGCUGUGGCAUCAUAUAUGGGAAGCGUGAUUCAGGUAUCUUGGAUAUUAUUUUUAAUGCCUUUUAUUAUUAAUUGAAAUUGGUGGAGGGAUAAUGGUUUAUGAGGGCAUUGAAGUUGUAGGCCCCAUUUAAAAAUAUUGUCCCUAUUUAGCAAGUGUAAAAAUACAUUUACUAUGAAUCUUUUAUGAUUAAAUCUACACCCAAAAUAAAAAUGUUUUUCAUGCAUUUAUACUUCAGUGACAACAUAUUGGUUGAUAGGGAUGAUAAAACGUUGCGUUUUACAUAUUUACAGUUACAUAGCUGAAUUUACUUCGUCUUAUCAUAUCUUAGAACUUAGGCAAUACAGAGGAAUAAUGUUUGUGACUUAAUAUUAUAGAGCAAGAUACAGUGCUAUGUGCUGCACAUUAUCAGCAUUAGAAUGGACAGCAUUAGAACGUGCUCUGUGCAAAUAAAGGCGUUAAUAAUGUAAAUAAUGGAAGUCUAUUAUAUAAAGCUAUGACACGCGUGCUAAUGAGCUCACACUUGGCACAUAUACUUGCAGUAAAAAAGGAGGUGUACUGAGUGAUACAGACCGCUCACAUAAACCUAGUGCAGCACUAGAAAUGGUGGGUAAUGGAUGUGCUCACAUGGAGUAAUGCCCCCUCUAUUGGUGCAUACGCUAUCACACUAAAAGCCAAGUAUUUUAGGCUUUAUAUAAGGUGAGCAGUUACCUAUAUCCUAUAACUACUACGACACUGUAUAAAGGUUUUACACUAGAAGUGGUGAUCCUUUUUGCUUUGUCUCCUGCACUGAAUAUAGAAGAGUCCCUGGUAUUGUCAUAAUUUACCACCAUUGGUGUGACUUGAGACUAUCCUCGUUAGGCUCUACUCCAUGUGAGUGCAUCCAUUAUCGUCCCUUAUUUUCUCUUUUUUGGGUUUAUUGCACUAUUGUGCAUACUGUUAUCUUUUCUAGUAUAUCCUGCUCCCUUAUCCUAUUUCUUAAUCCUACUCCCUUAUUGUUUAUUUAGCUCUCCGCCGGGUUUAUGUGAGCGGGUCUAUAUCACUCAGUUCACAUCCUUUUUUACUACCCCAUACAUUAGGCUUAGGAAUAGUUAGUUGGGAGAUCCAGUACAUAAUAUUUUUAAGGCAAAUACUAUUACCCAAUAUCCAUUUGUAACUUUAUGUUACCUAACUCAUAUCCUGCUUAUAUUUGAUUUGCCUGUUUCAUGCGUAUCUGUCAAGUAUUUACACUGUCAAUAUUCUCAUUUUAUUUUCAAUAAAGGCAGCUUUAUCAAUAUUUGCCAUGGUGGGAGGACCUCUUCUUGGACUUUUUUCCCUAGGGAUGUUUUUCCCUUGUGCUAAUUCAGUGGUAUGUAAUAUGGCUUUCGGAAGCUCUGUAUUUUGUAGACGUAUCAAUCAAUUAUGCUGGACUUGUUGAUAUGACCAUUAGUAGGAAUAUAGAAAUCACUAGAUUCACGUACCUACAAACAUAGAUCUCUAAAUAAUAGUUUUCUGUCCCCUAAAGAAUAUAUUUUUAGAAUGGCUUGAGAUAACUUCUCAUUUUUAAUAUCUAGCAUUCAGUGUUUGCCCAUGAUAAUUUUCUCACAUUUUAGGAUCACUAUUAUUAUUAUAUAUAUCAUAAUAUUAUUAUAUUAUUUUUAUGAUAUUUAUUAAUCUCUCAUAAAUUUGUGAUUUUGUAAAUAUUUUGCUGCACUAUUGUUUCAUAUUGGAUUGUUAAUACUGCAGCUUAAAUUUGUACUUUUAAACCAUCUAUUAUGAUUAUACUGAUAGAUUGGGAGGGGGACACAAGCGGUACUGCUUCCACCUGUGUCCAUCUAAUGUGUUUGAGUAUUGUAUGUAUGUGGGAGUUUGUGUUGUGCGGUGUCUGAGUGUUGGGGUGGUAAGUUUUUUGCCCCCUCCUGAUUACCUUUUGGCAGGAGGGUCAGCUGUGUAGUAUCCCUGGUUUUCCGGUGAGAGAGUUUUGUGGUCUGCACCUUAAUCGGGUACAUAUCAACAACCUGUUCAUAUGCAUGUUAAAUAUUGUUAAUUACAUCCUUGAAUAUUUUGUUUUUCCAAAAAAGAAAAAAAAAUCUAGUACUUAAAAAAAAAAAAAAUAUCUACAGAAUUUGAUAAGACAACAACUUUGGUAGAGAAUUCCACACCGUUAUGGAUAUAAAGAACACUUUCCUCCGCUGUAAGUGACCAGCACCCAACAGAGGUGCACACCCCAAUGCUCCUUCAAUGAAGUAAAGGUGUGCAGGGAUAAGCAUCUAUUGAUCUCCCUGCCAGCCCAGAGAGGGCCCCAGGGGGAGCAUUAUGGGUAAUUCAGCUCUGAAUGAAUCAUUGGUACAAAAUGCAGAGGAGGAUGAAUUUCUAAUAACCUAACGUUCAAGCACUGGAAUACUUGCUUUUGCCUCACACCCUAUGCUUAGAUGCCCAAUCUAUGCCAAAUGAGUUGAGCUGGUUUUCAGAGGUUCUGCAGUUUGGCCUAAAAUGUGCAGCUCCCUUUCAAAUAAACACCAUAGUGGUCAAGCCCCAUCAUUAUGCAACUGGACAAAUAAAGACAUAUAAUGUAGCUAAUAUAACCAUUCAUUUUUAAGGGUGCCGUCGGAGGACUUCUUGUUGGAUUUAGUAUGUCACUAUGGGCUGGAAUAGGAGCACAGAUUUACCCUCCAUUACCACUAAAAAGCCGACCGUUACCACUAUUUACUGAUGGAUGUAAUGUCACCAUGGAGGCAAACUGGACAUCAACGACUGAAAUGACGAUGUUGACUACUCUCAUGCCACCAGACGUCAAUGACAGGUGGGGGAAAGUUCUACUCUCUUCUAGAAGAACACAUAUAUAAUAAAAGAGGUAGCUUUCUAUUUCAAUCUAAACAAACCUUUUAGCAUAAGAUAUUCUAAUACAUUAUAAAUAAUUUGUAAUUGUGUUUCUUAGGAUGGGGAAAUGCUGUGAUAUGAUGAAAAAAGUAUAACAAACAAGUCACCAAAAAAAAUACCAAGAUUGUGUUAUAAAUCAGUGACCAAUUUAAUAAAAUAACACUAUAUACUUAGACACUGAUUGGAAAAAGCUCAUGUGAUUUGUGACCAAACGCGUGAUGGCUGAGGGCUUCAUUAAAAUUCUCCAAAUGUUAUCAAGCAUUGGAAAUAUACAUAGGACAAAGUAGUCCCUGUGUUGUCUUAUAAUAUCUUUUGACUGGUCUGGAAAUUUCAGUGAAAUUCAGAAGCAGUCAUUAUGAGCAUUUCAUAAAGAUUUAACUCAUCCAGCAACAAAUAAUCUUGUAUAGGGGGAAGUAACAUAUUCCUCCAUUCUUUACAAAGGGAAAAUGAAGCACAUAGUUAUUGUUAUGCAUAUGACACAGAUACAGGAACAGAGAUCAUUAGGACACUUUCCAUCUAUUAAAUUUCACGCAAUCUGUAACAUUCUAACACUCUUGAAUUUUUCCAUUACAGACCUGCAAUUGCUGACUACUGGUAUUCGUUGUCCUAUUUAUACUUUAGCAUUUUGGGAACCCUUGUAACGCUGAUCGUUGGACUUGUUAUCAGUCUGUUAACAGGUACUGAAACUUUGAAACAUGACUAAUGUUUUCGAAGCAGCAUCUUGUGUAAAUGUUAUUUUUUAAUUGAAUAGCAAAACAAAGACUGUUAACCUCACUAAUAAUAAUCACUAAAUUUGUGCAUGGGGACCAAAAUUUUGUUUGGCAGAAUCAUUUUUCCACAAAAAAAAAGAACUCCCGAAAUUCAACCAAAUGUCAGUUCAACUCAGCAGAAUUUCAAAACCGAGAUACCAAUUUGGGAACUAAAUCAGAAUAACAAAAAGGGUGUGGAAAUGAGCCAUUUAGUCUGCUGCAAAAUCUGUAGAUAAUAUAUUAUGUAUAUAUUUUGCAGUAUUCAGAUAGGAACAAUUUACCGCCAUUUCGUUCACUGUUUAAAAAAAAGUAACCAAUAGAGGGAAAAACAGAAGAAGUAGUACAAAAUCUAUAUUUAUAUAUUAUAAAUUUUUUAAAUAUGUACUAUAUAACUAUAGAUUGGUUUUACUGCUCCUCCAUUUUUUUUUCUCUUUUUUGCUCACUUCUCAAUUGACCUGUGAAUAAUUUUCAACAAUUAGUGCCUGUCCAAUAUCCAUCAAUCAUAUUCUUUCCCAUCAACCAUCUCUCUUUUUGUCUUCAUCUGGGUAAUUAAGAAUCCCGAACCGAAAUGGACAUGCUUAAACACUGCAUUUUGAUUGGCUCAUGAUUCUGGUACAUUUUGGCUCACGUGAUUGGCACAAAUUUGGAAGAAAAGAAAAUUUGGCCCAAAAUGAAUCUCCAUGUGUAAUAAUCACUAUCUAUAAAGAUAGUUACUGGCCCAAUAUAAAAGCUAAUAUGGAACACUCAGGACUUUUAACUCACUCACGAUUCAGACCCAUUUGCCUAUCCUCGUUGGUAUCCAUGGUACCGUAUGGUACAUAGGGAAGAGGCCAGGGUGCACAAAAUACUAUAUUUAGUAGCUGUACUGCAAAUACUUUAAAUAGACUUUUUUUUAAAUCUUUAUUUUUCAUGUGGAAAGAUAACAUAUUCAGGAAGUUGGCCACAACAGCCUCGACACAUCGAUUAGAAUCAGUACAUAUCAAAUACAAGGCAUUGUUGUGUGCUAUUCACACACAUUUUAUAUUUACAAUAGGUCACAUUGUUACAGUGAGGUUUUAAAAUCUAAUAACUGUAGGGGUGGAAGACUUCUGUCUGCCUAAGACACCCUAAGGUCUGUGGAGUCGUAGGUGGGGGGGGGAAAGGCAUUUACUGCUAGGUCCAGUGGUUGGUCCCAAUUCUAGGUCGUGCGGCUAUAGUUAUGGGUGUUGGGUAGGUCUCUUGACCCUUUUGAGUUUGGGUAAGGAUGCGGAUUGCGGUAGUUACGGGGUCCCUCUAAUGGUGCCUGUCUAGGACUAUGUCCGCUCCUCUUUUGCUUUUCCCUGGUCGUAGCUAUUGGUGGGUGCCCAUGUGUGUGGUGCUCAGGGUGUCUUUGUGGCCCUAGUGGUAACUACAAAUCGUGUCUAUGUAUAUACAUAGGUCGCCGUAGUGUGACCGGAUUAAGUUGUGCCCUUGGGGCAUCAGACCUCGCGAUGAGCCUGAUUCCAGUCAGGAUUACUAUGUCGCCUUUGAUGUCGUUUCCCAUUAACCCAAGGGAGGGGGGGGGGGAUUGUUAUCGGAGCUAGUGUGCGCGGCUCUGGUGGGCCACUUUAGCACUGUUAUAGCCGUCAGAAUGUGAGAGAACUACAUUUAACUUAAAUGAACCGAUGUAUCAACUUAAAAUAUUUAAACUAGUGAAACUAAGGCCUAUGAGGCCGUCGGUGAGGCAGUUCGUUCAGGUUUUGGUUUUCGGUCCUCUGCUUAUUCCAGGAGUUGCGGAUGAAUCUGUGCUCGUUGUCCCUGGUCGUUGAGCCGGCUGUGUCAUAGAGGUCGCUGCGAGGUUCGAUAUUCCCAAUGCGGUCAUCAGUGCCGGGCCCUCUGCGUGGUCGGUAGCUCUGUAGUGCUUGUCAUCUUUAGUGACCCAGAGAGUUCCUGGUGUUGCCCAUCUAUAGGCUAUUCCUGCGGCUUGGAGUUGUUUGGUGAUAGGUUGCAUACUUUUGCGCCACAUCAGUGUGGCCCUGCUCAAGUCCUGAAAGAAGGAGAGUUUGCUGUCUUCAAAGUCAAGAGGUGUUUUCCCUUGCAUAGCCGCCAUUAGCCCCAGUUUGUCCAACAUUGAUUGGCAUCUCAAGAUUAUGUCCCUUGGGGCUGAGUUGGGUGCUUGUGGGGAUUUGGCUAUCCUGUAAACCCCGUCGAACUGGAACGUUUUAGAUUGUCUAGUUGGCAGGAGUGUGGCCACAAGGCGUCUGAUGAAAUGUGGCAACUCUUCCAGCGGUAUCGAUUCAGGUACCCCUCGGAUUUUUAUGUUCUUUCGGCGCCCCCUAUCAUCUAGGAGAGUAACUUGCCUGGACAUUGUUGCUUGUGCAGCUUGAAGGUGUCGCACCGUCUCUCCCAAUUCCUGGUAGUUCCCUCUUAGUCCCUUUACCUCCUCUUCUACCGCUUGAGUGCGCGUGGACACGGCGUGCACGUCUAGUUUAAGCACUGCCAGGUCCGCUUCCCACAUUUGUCUUAAGUUCUGCUGCAGGCCUGUCAGCAUAGCCUGUAUGUCUUGUUUGGAGGCCGGUGCGCUGGCUUCUGGCAUCCACGUGUGUGUGGGGUGUUGGGGAUUGAGGUGUGGGCUGUCUAGUGAUUCUUCCUCCUCUGAUGGUGCUGGGGAGGUUUCACGGGGGGUCUGUGCCUUUACUGCGCUUGGGGCCUGUAACAUUUGGCCUAUGUCGCGCUGCGGUUUUGGGGCGUUUUGGGGCAGUUUCUGUGUUCUGCGCCCCAUCUCACCUGAGCUGUGUGUGCUGGGGUACCAGUCCUCAAAUUCUGGGACACUCCAGGGCCAGUGUUCUCCCGUGCUGGGUUGAGGUUGCCUCCCUGCCCGGUAGGCCUUGCCGCCUCGGCGUCUAUUUUUCGAGCCGGGCGUCAGGAGAAACGGCAUCGGCGGUUUCAGCGAGGGUCCCUGCGGGCUGUGGCUGAUUAUGUGGCCGGGAUUAGUGCGGGAUGCCCCCGAUGUGGCUGGAUUGCCGUGCGGUAGCUCGGAGCUCCGGCAAUGUGCGACCGCUCCGGUCCGGUGCUAGGCUCCGCCCCUAAAUAGACUUGUUUUCUUUUUAUCUGCAACUCUGUUCAAAAAUAUGGAAUUAAACUACCCAAUUUGAGGGGGGAGUUUAGAAAUUAGGAUCAUUUUCUGACUGUAGAAUAAAAACACUUAUUUGCACAUACGGUUCUUCCCUUUCUGUGAUUUAUUUUUGCUCAACUCCAUUGCACUACCCAUGCCAGGUGAGGGAAUUAGGAAGUCUCUUUUUAUAACACUCGAGCAUUAUAAAAAUAUAUAUUUAUAACGCUGGAAUAUUCUUUUAAGGUCUCACUAGGCAGGUGGCGCAAGUAAAACUAAGGCUUUUAGUGUAGCAACAGAGAACAAUUUGGAAUUAAAAUUAAAAAGGUAAAUAUAAUACAUACUGGGGCGUUUGAGACCCCAGGAUGUUAAGAGAGAGAGGAAAACAUUUCAACCUUUCUAUCAUUAAGAAAAAAGACAAAUGUUUGGUCUUUUAGAAAAGUGUAGAACACAUUUUACCAUCAUUCCGUGACAGUAUGAUAUAGUUCCAAGUAAAUUCAGUGUUUUUAUAUUUUACUUUACUUUACAGGAGGAUUAAAACAAACUGUGAAUUCCGAUAACCUCUUUGGAAGACAGGAUUGUUCAUGUGACUUCUUUUUCUGCCAUAAACCUAAAAAAGUAAGUUAAAAAGUUAAUAUCAAGGACUUGAUGACCAUGGCAUAUGAGCGGUAUGGGAUGAGAUUGGUUUGGGCACAUUUAAACCAUGUUUGAAAAACAUUAAAAGUGAUUAUAGUCUAGUGACUAGCCUAACUGUUUAUUGAUAAAGGUUCUGGCUUUAGAAAUCACACUCCAGAAAAUAUUAUAUAAUGAUCACUAUAGGGUCAGGAACACAAACAUAUAUUCCUGAUCCUAUAGUGAAAACCCACCAUUUAGGUGGCUUGCACCCUCCCCCUUAGUCCCCUCAGAAUGGGUUAAAACUCACCUUAUUUUCAGCUCUCCACGGUUCCGCUGGCGCUGGCCCCGCCACCUUGGUGACAUCAUCAAAAUUGCCUAUUUUAGCCAAUCCAAUGCUUUCCCAUGGGGAAAGCAGUGGAUUGGGUAAAAUAAGCAAGGGGUGGGGCCAAACACCAUUUUGGCCAAUCAGCACCUCCUCACAGAGAUGCAUUGAAUCAAUGCAUCUCUAUGAGGAAAAUUCAGCGUCUCCAUGCAGAGCGUGGGACGCUGAACGGCAGAGCUGCUUACGGUGCAACCCUGAGCCAGGAAGCCCCUCCAGUGGCCAUCUGAGGAGUGGCCACUUGGAGGUGUCCCUAGGGGCAAUGUAAACACUGCCUUUUCUCUAAAAAGGCAGUGUUUACAUGAAAAUGAAAAUGCCUAUGGGAACUAUUAUACUCAUUAACUACAUUAAGCUGUAGUUGUUCUGGUGACUAUAGUGUCCCUUUAAAUUAAUGAUGAUUUUUAAUCCAAUAUCCAUUGUACAUUAUACCUCAUCAUAGCAAGCUUCAAGACUCUAAUCUGACAUGGAAUGUCCUACAGCAAAGAUAUAUAUAUAUGUUUUGUCUAGUUCGAUAUGUUUAGAACAUUCUGGAGGGCCUGUACUGACUAGAUUGUGAACAGGUUUUGUUUGAUGAAACGUUUUGGGAAAAUGUGAAACAAAAAAAAUAGUAAAUUGCUUAUAAAUACUUGGAAAAAAAUCAACUCUUUAAUGAUUUUAUUUUGAUCAGAUAGUGUAAUGUUUACAUACCCUUUACUUAUAUACCCUUUCAAUUUACAACUAACGGUGUAAGUAUAAAUUAAUAAACACUGUUUAAAAAAAAGAGUGAUGUGAAGUGAAUUGCAGACUUUAACAAAACUUUUCUAAUUUAACUUUUUUCCAUUGUGGAUAUUUUGACUCACAAAGAGCAACGUUUCCAAAAAUUCUGAUAUCAGUGUUCUGUUAACUAGACUAGCCAGUUGGCAACGCUUACAGUAACCUAUGUUAGGGUACGAAAUAGGCUCCAAUAUUAUUUUGUAUGUACAGUUUACUUUUUUCUCUCUCUUUUUAUAGACUGAUAAAGUUGAAGUUUUAAAAUGGAAAUCCCAUCCAAACUCAGGACUUGAAAACCCUGUUUUUGUGCAUGAUACUCUGGACCUCCCUGAAUUAAACAGAAAAUCAAAUUAA
This is a messenger RNA of Pelobates cultripes (western spadefoot toad), 25909 nucleotides long. The record is from the annotation of a GenBank genome assembly. Lineage: Eukaryota; Metazoa; Chordata; Amphibia; Anura; Pelobatidae.